This is a messenger RNA of Setaria italica (foxtail millet), 1189 nucleotides long. RefSeq names its product protein CHAPERONE-LIKE PROTEIN OF POR1, chloroplastic. The record is from RefSeq and is a predicted model, not a curated record. Gene Ontology annotation, cellular component: chloroplast membrane. The coding region runs from base 83 to 928 and encodes 281 amino acids. Lineage: Eukaryota; Viridiplantae; Streptophyta; Magnoliopsida; Poales; Poaceae. The transcript has 3 exons.
UGGCAGAAGCCGACGCACACAGCAACAGCGCACGCACGCCAGAGACUUGAGGCUCCAAGCGAGCGCAGCCGAAGAGAAAAUAAUGGCCACGGCGACGGCCCUCUCCCUCGGCGGCGGCGCCCGCGGCGGCUGCGGCGGCGGUACUCCCCUCCUGCGCGGGUACACGGCCGCGGCGGCGGGUCGGUGCUGCGCGUUCCCCCGCUCGCGGUGGAGGCAGCCGCGCCUGGCGGCCUCCCGCGCGGACGACUCCUCGCCGGCGCCGUUCGAGAUGACGGUGGAGGGCGCGCUGAAGCUGCUAGGCGUCGCCGAGGGCGCGUCCUUCGAAGAAAUCCUGCGCGCCAAGAACGCCGUCCUCGCCUCCUGCAAGGACGACCAGGACGCCGUCGCCCAGGUGGAAGCUGCCUAUGACAUGUUGCUUAUGCAGAGUUUAUCGCAGCGGAGGGCUGGAAAGGUUGCUGAUAACAGCAUCCGCUAUGCUGAUGUUAAACCUGUAAAAAGUGCAGGAGCAGGGACUGUCCCGCAGUGGAUGCAGGCAACCAUGAAGAAUGCACCUAUUACAUUUGAGACUCCAUCUUCGAGCAGCUUGGGCAUCCAGUCAUGCGUUUAUGGUGCACUGAUGGUUUUCACAUAUGCUAGUGGAAGCUCUACAUCUUUACCAUCGGCAUACACUAGCCCUGAUGUUCCAGGUUUUAUCCUAGCAACAGGAUUUGGUGCGUCAUUGUAUUUCCUGGCAAAGAAAAAUAUGAACUUAGGUAAGGCUGCAUUGAUCACCGUCGGGGGACUUGCAGCUGGUGCGACUGUUGGAUCUGCAGUGGAGAAUUUCCUGCAGGUUGAUAUCGUGCCCUUUCUAGGCAUCCACUCCCCUGCUGUCGUUGUCAGCGAAUUUAUUCUCUUCUCCCAGUUGUUGGUAUCACUAUUUGUUAGGUAGGAUCUGAAAUCAAGCUGUCAACCUGGCAUGUAAUUAGCUGAAAUGGAUAUCAUGUUCGAAGAAGAGUCAGGAAACUGCUAUUCUCCACAGAUGGAAGCAGAUGUGUAUAGCAAACAAUAUAUUGACAUCUUUGUCGAUUAUAAAAAUCACCUGUAUCUAGUUCUAUCAAGCUCAAUCUGUGUUUCUGAAAGAAGCUUGUACGGGUUUCAAUGUAAAUUUGCAUUUUUCUGACAUCAAAGCAAAGCAUUUAAUUCUUUGGUA